Molecule: messenger RNA, 4076 nt
Organism: Myotis lucifugus (little brown bat)
Lineage: Eukaryota; Metazoa; Chordata; Mammalia; Chiroptera; Vespertilionidae
Gene: KLF9
Product: Kruppel like factor 9
Exons: 2
Coding region: 174-743 (189 amino acids)
Biological process (GO): regulation of transcription by RNA polymerase II
Molecular function (GO): RNA polymerase II cis-regulatory region sequence-specific DNA binding; DNA-binding transcription factor activity, RNA polymerase II-specific
Source: RefSeq, a predicted model, not a curated record
GAUGAGGGGCUGAGGUCGCCUCGGCGCUCCUGCGAGUCGGAAGCGCCCUGCGCCCCCGCCCCCUUGGCCGCCGCGCCGCGUUCGUCGUCCGAGGCCAGGGCAGGGUGAGCCGAACCUCCGCCGCCACCGCCAAGUUUGACCGCGCCGCCGGGGCUGCCGCCGCCGCCCGCACCAUGUCCGCGGCCGCCUACAUGGACUUCGUGGCUGCCCAGUGUCUGGUUUCCAUUUCGAACCGCGCUGCGGUGCCGGAGCAGGGGGGCGCUCCCGACGCCGAGCGACUGCGACUCCCGGAGCGCGAGGUGACCAAGGAGCACGGCGACCCGGGGGACACCUGGAAGGAUUACUGCACCCUGGUCACCAUCGCCAAGAGCUUGUUGGACCUGAACAAGUACCGACCCAUCCAGACCCCCUCGGUGUGUAGCGACAGUCUGGAGAGUCCGGAUGAGGAUAUGGGAUCCGAUAGCGACGUGACCACCGAAUCUGGGUCGAGUCCUUCCCACAGCCCGGAGGAGAGACAGGAUCCUGGCGGCGCGCCCAGCCCGCUCUCCCUCCUCCACCCUGGAGUGGCUGCGAAGGGGAAACACGCCUCCGAAAAGAGGCACAAGUGCCCCUACAGUGGCUGUGGGAAAGUCUAUGGAAAAUCCUCCCAUCUCAAAGCCCAUUACAGAGUGCAUACAGGUGAAAGGCCUUCCCCUGCACGUGGCCAGACUGCCUUAAAAAGUUCUCCCGCUCCGACGAGCUGACCCGCCACUACCGGACCCACACCGGGGAGAAGCAGUUCCGCUGCCCGCUCUGCGAGAAGCGCUUCAUGCGGAGCGACCACCUCACCAAGCACGCGCGGCGCCACACCGAGUUCCACCCGAGCAUGAUCAAGCGGUCCAAAAAGGCCCUGGCCAGCCCCUUGUGAGGUGCGACCCGCGGGAGCCAGGGAGGGCCCGGCCCGGAGAGACCCAGCUACUCCCCGCACACGGACAGACACGGGAAACCCAGCCCCCGGGAGGCACGCUGCCAGCACAGGAAGCCCUGUUCUUUGGUCAAUAUUCUGAUUUCUCCUCUCCCUGCAUUGUUUUUAAAAAGCACAUUGUGGCCCAAGGGAACUCUGAACCGCCUCUGACUUUUGGAGGAAAAGCAAAUUUUUUUGGUGUGGUUUUUUUUUUUUUCUCCUUUAUUUUUUUUGGGGGGUGGGGGGCGGUGGGAGGGUGAUCGUGGGUGGGGAGAGGGGGGUCCGGCCAAGACUGGGGCAGAAUUUUAAAGAUUCAACACUGGUGUACAUACGUGUGACUGGGUGAGUUGACCUGUGGCAUCACAGUGAUUCCGGGCCCUUUCUGCUUGCUGUCUCUCAGAAUUGUUUUCGUACCUUUUAAUGUAAUGACGAGUGUGCUUCGGUUUCUUUAGCAAAACCACUCUCUUGAAUCACGUUAACUUUUGAGACAAAAACGCCAUAGCACAGCUGUCUUUAUGCAAGCAAGAGCACACCUCCUCCAGCAUGACCUGUCAUCUAAAGACUUGGAAACACACACGUUACUUAUAGUCAAUGAAUGGGUAAGCCGUCUGAACUUAUACUAAUCAAGACAAACCUUGGAAAGGUUACACUAAGUACAGAACUUUUUAAACCUUGCUUUGUAUGAAUUGUACUUUCCGAACAUAAGCUGCACUUUAAGUUGUAAUGCAGAGGAUGAAUAAGUUACGUUCAUGCUUUAAGGAUAGAAGCAGACAUUCUUUUUGGAACCACGUUAUAAUCUGCUUAUUUUACAGUAUACACGUUUCCCUAAGAAAUCACAGAAGAUGCGAGGGCAGAAUAUAUGCAAUAGAUGCUGAAGGAGAAGGAGGGUAGGUUUGUUUGUUUUUUAAUAAUUUUAAAAGAACAAACAGAAUUUUGACUCUAUUAACUUCCCCAAAUUUCCCGAUUCUUUUAGUUCACGCCACCUUAUUGUACCAUAAUGCCACGAAGGGAGAGGGCUUUGACUCUGGUGGGUUUUAUUUGAAUGGAUGCAUAACAGUAGCUAGUUCUGGAAACACCUUUGUUUUUUGGGGGGAAAGGUGUGUUGGUCUCCUUCCCAUGUUCCUACAAAACUCCCACUAACAGGUGCAAGAGUUAUAUAAAACGAAAAGGGAGCUGAACUGUGAAAAGAAAAAUAUACCCCAUAAGCAGUGAGCGCCCAGGGGAAAUACCACGACGGUGUCAGAGGAGACGGCAACGCCGGCACAUGGGAUCCACACGGAUGACGACGCAUCACUGUACCUGAUACAUCCGAAGCCUCACCACUAUGUAUCUUGUCUCCAGGUGUCUGCAAUGGCCUAAACCACUACAUCCAUUACACGCCAUUUACCUGAAAACUUCAUUUUGGCCUUUCCAUGGCCAAAAACACGAACUGAGUUUUCCUAGUGAAGAAGAAACCUCACGUGGGGGAGUCAGCAGUGAUGGUGGGAAAAUGUUUACAUUUUUUUUUUCUUCAGAAAUAACGCUUUCUGACAAUUUUAUCUGGUAUUUAAAACAGGGAGCCCUGGUGCACCGGCGUUUACACAUGUGCUAGAAGAUGUGUUGUGUAAACCUAGGGUGCCCCCCUGCCAGCGGACGCGUUAUUUCCCCCGAUACAUGCUCAUUUCCAGUUCAGAACCCGUGUGGCUCCUGCCGCGGGCGUGGGUCACGGCUGACUCCUGCUUCCAACACAGUAGCCAUCACUAGCAUGGUGGGUUUUGCUUUUUUUUUUCCUUUUUGUUUUGUUUAACCAACGUAGUUGUAUUAGUAGUUCUAUAAAGAGAACUGCUUUUAACAUUAGGGACUGGGAGCAGUCCAUGGGAUAAAACGGAAAGUGUUUUCUCACGGGAAAACAUGUCAGGAAAAAUAAAAGAACACUUUCUACCUCUGUUUCAGAUUUUUGAAACACUUAUUUUAAACCAAAUUUUAAUUUCUGUGUCCAAAAUAAGUUUUAAGGACAUCUGUUCUUCCAUGCGAAGUAGGGGAGGCCGCCUGCUUCUGACAGAGUUCACGGAGUGGUUCUGCUUGUGACCCUCUGCACGCGGCCUUUUGGUGAGAGAGGAGUUUGGGGUUGCCGAGCAACCCACCAACUUGUACAAACUCAUCUUUCCCUCACAGAAAGAAACGAAGAAAAACCAGGCAAAGUCAGUGAAAGACAAUCUUUGUAGUUUCAGGAGUAAUUCUGUAUGUGGCUUUUGUCCAGCACGUAGAUGGAUGUAAAUGCAGCAACUUGUUUAAAAAAAAAAAUGCACAAUUUACUUCCCCCAAAAAGUUGCUCCUUGCCUUUUCAAGGUGUUGACAAACACACAUUUGAUAUUCUCUUAUAUGUUAUAGUAACGUAACGUAUAAACUCAAGGCUUUUUAUUCUUUGUGAUAAAUCCUGUUUUACAAUGUCACAAAACAGGAACCAGCAUUCUAAUUAGAUUUACUAUAUGAAGAUUUGGUUCAACUAGGACUACUAGAGUUCAUUGAACUUACUAAAACUAUGAAGCAAUUACUUUUUAUAUUAAAAAGACCAUGGAUUUAACUUUAAAAAAUCCAAAUGCAGGAUAGUAAUUUUUGUUUACUUUUUUAACCAAACGGAAUUUUUUGAAAGACUAUUGCAGGUGUUUAAACAGAAAGGAACGUUGUUUUACCUAAUACUGUAAGUAGUUGUCAUAUUCUGGAAACAUUUAAUAGUUUUAGAGUUAAGAUAACUCCUCUCCUUGGUUAGGGAAGACGAAAGCCCUUCACCACUGUGGAACGAUGCCCUGGCGUUAAGGUCUGUCUCUACAUCAUGCUUUUUUUGAGAAUUACAUUUGGUAGUUAUAAUUACAGAACUGAUUAGUUGUAAGUUUGCAGAUAGAUUUAGCACAGUACUCAUCACUCUGGAUAGCCUGCAAUGUUCUCUCACACGGAUGAUCUGUAACACUGUAAGAUACUGAUCUUGACAACUGUUUAAUCAGUUUUAUUUUUGUACAGUAUUAGUGACCUAAGUUAUUUUGCUGUCCUGUUUUUGUAAAUCAAACAAAAUUAUAAUAGAGGAUUCUGACAGUAGGUAUUUUGUACAUAUGUAUAUAUGUUGUCCAAAUAAAAAUAAUAAAAAUGAUCAAGAUUU